Ixodes scapularis (black-legged tick) is the source of this 1244-nucleotide messenger RNA. Its product is annotated as sulfotransferase ssu-1. The record is from RefSeq and is a predicted model, not a curated record. The coding region runs from base 129 to 1103 and encodes 324 amino acids. NCBI's taxonomy places the organism in Eukaryota, Metazoa, Arthropoda, Arachnida, Ixodida, Ixodidae. Gene Ontology annotation, cellular component: cytoplasm. Gene Ontology annotation, molecular function: sulfotransferase activity. Gene Ontology annotation, biological process: sulfation. The transcript has 3 exons.
GCUCGCUUCAUUUCGGCAAUCUAGGUCUAAUAGCAGCAGCAGCUGAGCUGACCAUUCGUCGGGAGUCGACGCAAAUUUGCUUCGCCUUCACCGUGCUGAAACCUACUUCAGCUGGCAAACAACACAGCAUGUCCCCCAAGAAGUUGCCGGCGUACCAGGUCAUAGAUGGUCUCAGGGUGUCCACCGUCUUCACCGAGGAAAUGAUUCGCGAUGCUCUUAACUUUAAGACAGGCCCCGGCGACGUGGUGCUAGCGACGUUUCCCAAGUGCGGCACUCAUUGGUUGCAACAGGUCGUACAGCUCAUCAUGAACAAAGGUCAAUCAGCUAAUGACUGGUCUGAAUUCUGGAACGGAGCACCAGUGCUCGAAAUGGGCUGGGCCAAGACUCUGGAGAAGAUACCUGCACCCCGAGUGAUGCAGACGCACAUUCCCCUACAUCGCCUCCAUUACAACCCAGCCACAAAGUACGUGUACCUGGUACGAAACCCCAAGGACUGCUGCGUCUCUUUCUUCCACCACACCCGCAUGCUCCCGGAGUACCAGUUCCAAGACGGAAGCUUCGAUGACUUCUUCAAACUUUUCCUCAAGGGCGAGACAGACCACGGAGACUACUUCGAUCACGUGAUGUCCUGGUACGCGCACAAGGACGAUCCGAACGUCUUUUUCUGCACCUACGAAGACCUCAAGAAACACACCCGCGACGUGGUUCUCAAGCUGGCUCACUUCCUCGGUCAGGAGUACGGCAAGUUGCUUGAAGAGAACGAGGACGUCCUCAACCAAGUGCUGGAGAAGAGCAGCGUCCAGUUUAUGAAGGAUGCUUUUGAUUCGUGGAACCAAAAGUUAGAGCGAGCAUUCGCGAAAGACUCUAGCGUUAUUCCAGAAGGAAUGAAGAAGUUUUUGCUCGACGACUCUGGUAAAUUCGCGGCCAGCAACCUGGUACGCAAGGGCGAGGUUGGUAACUGGAAGACGCUAUUCUCUGCCGAUCACUCCAGGAGACUCCAAGAAAGGAUAAAUGAAAAAACGAAGGGUUCCGACGUUAUGAGCCUGUGGGCCGUAUGCGGCCAACCCCGUGCCUCCGAGAAUGAACGGCAAAAGGCAAGGUAAUCUGACCUCUUGCCUUUUGCUCCCCCACAGUCUUACUGCUUCUCACGAGAGCGCUUACAAGGAGCGGAUUUUCAGUGACUCCCGAUGUGAUUAUGCAAACGCGUCUUUCAACUGUAUAAAUAAAAUGUUUAUAUCAACCUA